Ixodes scapularis (black-legged tick) is the source of this 2790-nucleotide messenger RNA. RefSeq lists its product as uncharacterized. Bases 780 to 1664 code for a protein of 294 amino acids. The transcript is spliced from 3 exons. Gene Ontology annotation, cellular component: membrane. Lineage: Eukaryota; Metazoa; Arthropoda; Arachnida; Ixodida; Ixodidae. Gene Ontology annotation, molecular function: zinc ion transmembrane transporter activity. Gene Ontology annotation, biological process: zinc ion transmembrane transport. The record is from RefSeq and is a predicted model, not a curated record.
AUCUGUGCAAUGUUCGUGGCAGCUGUACUGCACGCGCUUUCAAACAUGUCCGUAUCGCCGAAUUUCCAGCCACAAUCUUCGUAUCGCUCCGCAAAUUCGUGAUAACUCACGCGUGUUGCUAAGUGCGCAGCUCUUAUCGCAUUCGUCUGUGUUCUUUUACGAAUCAUGAUCAUCGCAAUGUUUCUGCGAGUCGCGAAUCAUCCGCCGCACAAAAAAGCGUCCGGAACAGCUGGCCUAACGUCGAGUGCUUCCCUCUGGAAGUCGUCCGUUCACGUGUGUGUUCUCAAGAGUCCCUCCAAGAAGUUUGUCUCUUCAGGUCAGCCUCAACUUCGUGCUCGAGAAAGACCCCAGCGAACCAGUUCGCUAUCAGUUUUUGUUCGGCGGUAUCUUAUCCAAGUCCCCUGUUCAAGUAUCAGCACGCCCUUUCAGUCUAAAAGACUUUGGUCGUCUAAAAGAAAAAGAAAAACGAGAUGGGACCGUAGGAUUAGUCUUCAUCCGCAGAUGAAGACAUAGGUCUUCGGCCCUUGUGCUCGUUCUUUUCUACGAUUUGCUUCUUGACCUUAUCAGGUAACCAUGUAUUAUGACCCAGAUAUGUCUGCUCUUAUCAGAGGCGACUCUCGAAAGUGACCCUUCCAGCGAAGAAGUGUUGCGUGAUGAAACUGCGCGCUUUGGAAAAGAAAAAAAGCGCCUUCUGUGGAUCCGUUUGAACUUGUGCGCCGGGGAGGUUCCCCAGCUUGCGGGUGACGCCUGUCGGCAGUUUCAGUCGGUCCGUCGCCGUCAUGGAGGCGGCCCAAGUACUGGCGCCGGUGCUGCUCUUCGUGGGGAACGCGGUCUCCGGGAUCCUAGCCCACUGGCUGCAUCUUCGGUUGGACGCCAAGCAGCGGCAUCCACGGUACUUCUGCAGCGCCAUGCUGUUCACCGGCGGACUACUGCUCGGCGUCAGCUUGUUGGAACUCCUUCCACAAGCCUCUGACGUCAUGAGCGGUCUCCAGCCCCACUUCCCGGUCGCCGAGGUCACCUUGUCUUCGGGCUUUCUGCUCUCUUUUCUUGGCCAAGAGCUCCUGCGAGCGUACAGUCUCUUCCGGAACCGACGUAUCAUGAGCCGAAGCUCUUCCGAAGGAUCUCCGCUGGGCUCCGUCAGCGGAUCUUACUACGGAUCUACGGCCAACGGCAGCAACUUGAUGCCUCAACCUCGACCCUCUGACCUGUUCGUCGCACCGGUGGUCCAGGGAUCACUCAUCUUGCUGGGAUCCGUUUCUUUGGCGUACUACCUUCGAAGCAAUACCCUGGGAGCGACGGCCGACUUCACGUGGAAGGCUUUCCUAACCACAGCGAUGCAAAGCUACCUUCUGGCCUACGCUGUUUCUUUGGUCCUGUACGCGUCUGCAGGACGUGGGACCCUCAUGCUUUGGGGUUCAGUGUUCUAUGCGAUUGUUCCAGCGUUGGGCUGUAUCGUGGGACUUGCCGCGAGGUCGAAGAUGAACGAAGUCGCCGCAGGCGUCAUGGACGCCCUCUGCGGAGGAGCUGUCCUCUUUGUGACGUGCUUCGAGGUCCUGCAACGGUAUGGUCGCAGUGCGCUUCCUCCGCCAUUGCAGCUAGUUCCAGUUGCAGCAGGGAUGGGCGUUUGGGCGCUGUUUCUUUAUCUGUUUCCUAAGGGGCACUGAAGUGGUGAACAAUGUACUACCUUCGGAGAGCAACGACACGCCUGGACGCCUGCAAGCAUGACUUUCCUACAUGGAUUUCACUUAGCCAACGAGAGUGGCAGACAUCAUUGCAGACGCAGCGCUCGCGAGACGGUAGAAGCACGACGAUCUGAUACGUCCGUUCUGUGGAGCUAUUGUUUGCGUAAAAAGUGAUUGUGUGAGUGUGUUUGAUGUCUAGUUUUUUAUGAACGUAUUUUGUGUGUAUUUAACGUGGGUUUUUUUUUUUUGUAAAGUUAAGGACGAGAUUGGGUGUUUGAUCAUCCAGAAAAAGUGUGAUGUAUUUUUAAAUUUAACUUUCUCUUUCUUACAUCAUUUGCACCUUCUUCAUCAAAACAUCACUGUAUCUGACAUUGUCAUUUAUAGACAUUUUUUAGACCUGUUACAACUUAUAGCAUUAGGUUUCCUCAUACUCUUUUAUCCCAUAACACACUCUGUCAUUACAAACUGACGCGCAUGUCUUAUAAAAAAAUCUGCAUGAAUUCACUGAUCUCUUAAGACUAUGGCUUUGUCAGUUCAGUUUCACCGUCCUUUCAGGAACCUGCAUCAUAGACGCAUGAGGACAACCGCAUUCAAAUUCUCAUGCCAUUCAUCCAAACACGACCCUACUCUGGGUUACUGUAACACGUGACAACGCCUUUUUAUAUUUUUUCUACCGUGUUAAAUAUUAUUUUAGGCGUAAAGGCCCGUUCGCAUAGAGAUUGACUGCCGCAGGGAUACAGCCAUACAGUGUAACAUAAAUAAAUUACGCGUCUUUUUUUUUGCCAAAUGUUAUUUAAAGCUGACGGACCAUUUUUUUAAAAAAAGAAGCCGUCAGUUUGGACUAUGUUUUUAGAAAUGGUUCGAAUCGACCACUGAAGGCAAUUCAAGAUGUGAGGUCUCGUAUUUGUGUCUCAGAAAUGGGCGCACCUUAAAAGACCUGGUCAUGAUGACAAAGAGCCCCGAGACUAGAGCCGCGGACAGACUGCUAACACAUCAUACAAAGUACACUGUCUGAGGCGUGAUGUUUCAGGGUACCAUGCAUGGUCCCGUCACAUGGCCAUGCAAUAAAAUAGUAUGCAGAUAUGUUCGAACAUUUCUAUGAAGAAAA